ACCGUCGUUGCUGUCAAUUUCCUCUCAAACAAAAAUCCCAUUCGUACCGAGCGAACGACGCUUGGAUUUGUUCCAAAGUUUUUGGCGAAGUUUUUUGCGCAAAUUUGUGACGAUCCGGUUGUGUUUAGUGAAAAUUUUAGGACAAUGAACGACGAGUAAGUCUGGUGGGCCGAAAAUGUACAUCAAAUCGAUCAUCAUCGACGGCUUCAAGUCGUACGGCAAGCGCACGGAGAUCCAUGGCUUCGAUCCGGAGUUUAACGCCAUCACCGGACUGAACGGAACCGGAAAGAGUAAUAUUCUGGACUCGAUCUGCUUCGUGCUGGGCAUUUCAAAUUUGGUUCACGUACGAGCAACGUCCCUCCAGGAACUGGUCUACAAAAGUGGCCAGGCGGGUGUGACGAAGGCCACGGUUACGCUAGUGUUCGACAACACCGACAAGGACCAGUGUCCGCUGGGGUACGAGAAAUGCAAUGAAAUUUCAAUCACGCGCCAAAUCGUCGUGGGCGGGAAGAACAAGUAUCUUAUCAAUGGCAAAACGGUCCAGAAUAAGAAAGUGCAGGAUUUGUUCUGCUCGGUGCAGCUCAACGUGAACAACCCGAACUUCUUGAUUAUGCAGGGACGUAUUACGAAGGUAUUGAAUAUGAAACCGCAGGAAAUUCUUUCCAUGAUUGAGGAAGCGGCUGGAACUAGCGUCUAUGAAGCCAAGCGAGAGCAUUCAAUUAAACUGAUCGAGAAGAAGGAUGCCAAGUUGAAUGAGCUUUACACGGUUUUACGGGAAGAAAUUGAACCUAAGCUGGAGAAGCUACGGAAAGAACGAGCCCACUAUAUCGAGUAUCAGAAGAUCUGUCGAGACAUUGAGUAUCUCACGAGGUUGUACAUCUCUCAUAAGUACCUUCAGCACGUGAAAUCUGUCGAGAAUUCCGAGAAGGCGAUUGCCGCUUUGAACGAUGUGAUUAGCGGACAUCGAAACAAGAUUGAGGCUCACAUUACGGAGAGCAAAGAGAUUGAGCAAAGUGCGAAAGCUUUACAGGAGCUGAUCGAUACGGAAGGAGGUGGCGCCUUGGCAGAAUUAGAAGCAGAACUGAGCGCCGAGAGUAAAAAGGAGGCUACGGCUUCGGCUGAGCGGGAUAGCACAAAGGAGAACAUUGGGGCUGAACAGAGAAAGCUCAAGAAUCUACAGAAGAGUAUUAGAGACGAUGAAAAUGCCUUACAAAAAAAGGAAGCGGAGAUGCAACGGACGGGUGAUAUGUUCCAAAGUUUAAAAGAUGCGGACGAAGCGGAUGCCAAGGCAUUUACUGAUGCUCAGAAGCGUUUCGAAGCGGUCAGUGCCGGUUUGUCUACCAAUGAAGACGGCGAAGCAGCCACUCUGCAGGAUCAACUCAUGUCAGCGAAACAGAAAGCUGCCGAGUCAGCCACAUCCAUCAAGCAAAGCGAGAUGGAAUUGAAGCAUUGUCAGCAGCUUCUGAAGGAGAAACAAGGUGACAUGAACUCCAGUGACGCGGCUUACCUCGAAGACAAGAAGAAGCUGACCAAGGCCGAAUCUCAAAUUCAAUCCAUUACGGCAGAACUGCAGAAGAUCGACUACGAAGAGGGAUCGAUUGAGCAGCUGCACGAGCGUAAGCAAGUAUUGUCCCAUGAAAUUCGUAACCUCAAAAGCGAACUCGACCGUAAGAACGCCUAUCGAUGGGAGUUCCAGUAUCGUGAUCCGGAGCCGAAUUUCGAUCGUUCGUCGGUUCACGGAAUGGUUGCCAAACUGGUAGCGGUUCGGGACAAAAAGUACGCUCUCAGUUUGGGCACGGCAGCCGGAGGAAGUCUGUACAGUGUGGUUGUCGACUCGGACACGGUCGGCAAGAAGCUGCUUCAGAAAGGUCAGUUGCAGAGCCGUACCACUAUGAUCCCGCUGAACAAAAUCACCAGCCGAAUGAUCGAUAACAAUACGGUUCGAGUGGCGGAUAAUCUCGUUGGAAAGGGUCGCGCUGUGACAGCUCUGUCUUGCAUCAACUACGAACGGCAAUUGGAACCAGCGAUGAAAUUCGUUUUCGGUCAUUCCUUCCUGGCCGAUGAUAUGAAUGUGGCCAAGCAGGUGACCUACCAUCCACAGAUUAUGUCCCGUUCGGUAACGCUGGAUGGUGACGUUGUGGACCCCAGUGGAACAUUGUCCGGUGGAGCCAAAGCUAAAGGAGCGGUUGUGCUGCUGGAGGUGGAAGAGAUCAAUCAGAUCCAGAAGCUGUUGGCGCAGAAGGAGGCCGAGUAUCAGCAAGUUUGUGCGGAGAUAAGCAAAUUGGAACGCAUUGCCCAUCGAUACAAUCAGCUGAAAGAGCAGCAGGAUAUGAUGAACUACGAGCUGAAGACCCUGCAACAGCGUUUGGCCCAGACCUCCUAUCAACAGGCGCAACAGGAAAUUGAAGAGCUGAAAACGAAGAUCGAAACGCUGAAGCAAACCAUGGUGGACGCCCGGCAGGCGCAAACCCAGGCAAACGCCAAAGUAAAGGAUCUAACGGCAAAAAUCGCAGACAGCAAAGGGCAUCGCGAGCGCGAACUGAAAGCCGCCGAAGACGAGCUGAAGCGAGCUAAAAAGAAGAGCGAAGAAAGUCGCAAGAAUUGGAAGAAACACGAACAAAGUUUCGAAACGCUUCGGUUGGAAAUUGAAGAGCUGCAGAAAGGUAUCGCAACUGCGAAAGAGCAAGCUGCCAAGUUAGAGGAAACGAUUGCAGAGCUACAGCGGAAAUUACAGGCGGCAAGUGAGAACAGCGCCGAAAUGAACAAAGCGGUGGCCGCCGUUAAGCAGAAAAUCAAGGAACACAAGGACAAGAUCAACAGUCAAAACAAGGAAUUGAAAGCAAAGUAUCAUCACAGGGAUAAACUGUUGAAGCAAAAUGAAGAAAUGGAGUUGGAUAUCAAGAAGAAGGAAAACGAAAUUCAGAAGGUUCGCAAUGAGAACAAAGAUGGGUACAAUAAAAUCAGCGCACUGGAAGAGAAGUAUCCCUGGAUCAGUGAGGACAAAGAAUUCUUUGGAGUUAAGAACACGCGCUACGAUUACAAUAAAGAAGACCCUCAGGAAGCUGGUCGGAAACUUAACAAACUACAGGACUCGAAAGAAAAGAUGAGCAGAAACAUAAACCAGAAGGCGAUGGUUCUGCUCGAACGGGAAGAGGAACAGUACAAGGAAGUAAUGCGACGUAAGCAAGUAGUUGAAGACGACAAGAAGAAGAUUCAGAAGAUCAUCACCGAUCUAGACGAAGAGAAAAAGAAACAGCUCAAAGUCGCAUGGACCGAAGUCAACGAAAACUUCGGAAGUAUUUUCAGCACGUUACUCCCGGGAACCCAAGCCCAGCUGAAACCACCAGAUGGAGUUGACUUCAUGAAAGGUCUCGAAGUAAAAGUUGGCUUCAACGGCAUGUGGAAGGAAUCUCUGACGGAACUUAGCGGUGGACAACGGUCUCUAGUUGCCUUAUCUCUCAUCUUGGCUAUGUUGAAGUACAAACCGGCCCCUCUCUACAUCCUGGACGAGGUGGAUGCCGCGUUGGAUCUUUCGCAUACGCAAAACAUCGGUAACAUGCUGAAAGCUCACUUCACCAACUCCCAGUUCGUAAUCGUGUCUCUCAAGGACGGUAUGUUCAACAAUGCUAACGUGCUGUUCCGAACCAAGUUCAUCGACGGAAUGUCCGGUGUGACGAGGACGGUCAAUGUUGCCCACGCCAAGGCGAAAGCUGCCGGACGGUGAUUGAGUUGCGAGGCGAGGCUUGAAAUAUUUGGCAAAACGAGGAGAGGUACAAAAUUUUUCGAUUUAAUUUUCGUGUUUGAGCAAAAUUUUCGAAUAGAAUUGUAAGACUACUGUUUGGACGUGUUGGAUCAAUGAAGAACUAAUAAAAGAACAUUCAUGAUAAUAACAAAA
Aedes aegypti (yellow fever mosquito) is the source of this 3895-nucleotide messenger RNA. It is a transcript of the gene SMC2, whose product is annotated as structural maintenance of chromosomes protein 2. Gene Ontology annotation, biological process: chromosome organization. The transcript is spliced from 4 exons. Gene Ontology annotation, molecular function: ATP binding; ATP hydrolysis activity; protein binding. The record is from RefSeq and is a predicted model, not a curated record. Gene Ontology annotation, cellular component: chromosome. Lineage: Eukaryota; Metazoa; Arthropoda; Insecta; Diptera; Culicidae. The coding region runs from base 176 to 3724 and encodes 1182 amino acids.